Molecule: messenger RNA, 2552 nt
Organism: Rhopalosiphum padi (bird cherry-oat aphid)
Lineage: Eukaryota; Metazoa; Arthropoda; Insecta; Hemiptera; Aphididae
Product: UDP-glycosyltransferase UGT5-like
Exons: 8
Coding region: 562-2169 (535 amino acids)
Molecular function (GO): UDP-glycosyltransferase activity
Source: RefSeq, a predicted model, not a curated record
GUGUGUGAGAGUACGUUUCCAAACUGCGACGCUAUUUAUUAAUUUAAAUUAAUAUUGUCUGUUGUUGACGAUCGUCCAAGGCGAACGAGUAAAACGAUAUUUAUGCCAAUUCAGUGACGGUAUGUGUAGUGCGCCUCUCGCAUACAAUACUAUUGUGCAAGUAUAUACUAAGUAUAGUAGUAGGUAUAAGUACCAUAUUCAUAAGCAGUAGACGAUUGCACGGAAUCGCCGGAACACUCGCAAUAAUUAUGUCCCCGUGCCACGUUUAUUCGAUCGAUCUGGAUACGAUUCGUUAUUACUGGUCAUUUUUUAUGAAAUCCAUCACAGUUGUAAAAGACGAUCGUUCGAUAUAUAUUUUAUCAGACGCAACGUGGGAAGAUUAAAUAAAGAUUGAUUCCAAAAUAGUUAAAUUGUAUUCAACAACCCAAGACAAACGGCCUAGGAUUAUUCACAGAAGCCUACAGAGAAUUAUAAUUUAAAAUAUCGUAAAAUACCAGUAUACAAUACUUCGACGAUCUGCCAACAGCAGCAGUUACUCUCUCGCCAGUAAGCAACUAGGCGAUGAAACGGCGGUGGAACAUGGCGGUAACCGCUACUACUGUGCUAUUAGUCACUUUGGUCGUCCGUUGCGCGGCCGGUUACGACAUACUAGCAAUAUUUCCAUUUAGCGGCAAAAGCCAUUUUCACAUGUUUCGUGCUGUUUCGGACGCCUUGACAGCACGCGGACACCAUCUCACCGUCGUCGGACACUUUCCUAAAACUCCACAGGAGCCUCAGACACUUCAGCAAUCGCAAAUUGGCGUCAUCGACAACGGCGAUGCCAAAGGUCGUGGAUCUUACACUGAUUACAGUCUAUUCGGGUCGAUGCCUGUGUAUGAAAACUUCACUAUCGACGAGGUGACGGGCAACGGUUACCUGGAAGAAAUGCUAAUAAUCCUCCAGGACGGUUUGGAUAACUGUGAAUCAGUUUUGUCUUCAGGGAAACUCAGCCAACUCAUUCAAUCCCGGGCAAAAUUCGAUCUGGUACUGGUCGAGAUCUUCAACACCGGUUGCUUCGUGUCGAUAGCCAAUCAUUUUGGGGCGCCAGUCGUCGGCAUUACUUCGACCAGCCUCUAUCCAUGGUUCGGCGGUAUGGUUGGCGACGUGGUUACGCCGUCGUAUGUCCCGGUAAACUUGUUACCAUUCACCAGCCGGAUGAUGUUUGCUGAACGCUUGAUCAACUCCGUGAUUCUGAUAGCGAUGAAAACAUAUUACAAGUUAAAAUACGAACCGGCGGCUCAAGAAAUCGUUGAUAAAUACUUAGGAAAACUCAACGGUGGUACGGUGUCCGAAUCCUUGAACGACGUCAAUGCCAUCAUCGUAAACACACACUUCGUUUUCGGAGAUUCCCGACCAGUACCGCCAGGUAUCAUUGAAGUUGGAGGAUGCACUUACAAGAAACCAAUGCCCCUGCCGCUAGAAUUGGAGCGAUAUGUGACCGAGGCCCAACGAGGUGUCAUUUACUUUUCGAUGGGUUCCAUAGUGAAAGGUUCGUCAAUACCAGCCGCCCAAUUUCAGGCAAUACUCCGGGUGUUCGGCCGACUGGAUGGCUACAGAGUGCUGUGGAAAUGGGAAGACAAUCCUCCACCGCUGGAAAUCCGUCCCAAAAACGUUAUGUUCAUGCCGUGGAUGCCUCAGUUCGACGUACUCAAUCACCCGAACGUUAAAUUGUUUAUAUCACACGGUGGUCUAAUGGGAAUACUAGACGCUCUUUAUUCGGGCGUGCCCAUCGUUGGCAUACCACUGUUCGCCGAUCAGUUUUCAAACAUGAACUUUAUCGUCCAAAACGGCUGCGGACUGCAAUUACAACUCGACUGGAUCGACGAGGAGAUCGCCAACUAUACGAUAUCUUCUAUACUUCAUGAUGAUAAGUAUGCGAAGAACGCGAAACGGCUAUCGUCACUAUACCGGGAUCGUGAUCGAGACCCGCUGAAAAAAGCUGUAUAUUGGGUCGAAUACGUUGCCAAAUAUCGAGUCAACCUGAUGCUUAAGCCGACCACUCAAGAGUGGUGGUACGAACGGUGUUUGCUAGAUGUGGUUUUUGUGGUGUUCGUUACUGUGACCUUUAUGGCAUAUUUAGCGAAAUGGGUUCUAUUCAAAAGCCGAAUGGCUACCACUACUGAUCAGUGAUCAUCGAUAGGACCAUGUUGUAUAAUAUACGAAUCCAAUAAUGGGCCACCAUAUCGAAUACCUUUGAUCAAUACGUGACUUAUAAUAUACAAACGCAAAGAAACGUAUGGAAUUGUACAAAUUUUGUCAUGCAGUGCCGUAAAAUAAAUAGGUGUUUUUGGGGAGUUGUUGCUUACAUUUAUGUAAUUAGAUAAGAAGAAGGGGAUUAAAAUUUCCGAAGGUGAUGUGAUACACCUGUAUCAAUAAAUUCAGUAAACCCUAGCUGGCUCCUCUUUAAUCAAAAAGUCUUGUUAUUUAAUUUAUUAAGCAAUAUAGAUAACAUACAGAACGUUCUGUGUACAUUUAUAUUAUAUACCCACAAUAAAUUAUUAUUUCCGAUUGUA